Molecule: messenger RNA, 2564 nt
Organism: Plectropomus leopardus (leopard coralgrouper)
Lineage: Eukaryota; Metazoa; Chordata; Actinopteri; Perciformes; Serranidae
Source: RefSeq, a predicted model, not a curated record
CCAUGCAAGGCCUCACGUGUGCUUUUUUCUUUCAGGAUGUAUAUUGAAGAUUUCAAGGCGGUACCCGUCCUGUUUACAUGUCUCACAUGGCCUGCUGUGCCCCUCCCCCGGCCUGACUUUUCUCAGCCCGCUGCCUAAAUAUGUGAAAGUCAAUCUAAGCGCAGCCGCUGCUCUCAGCUCAGCUCAGCGAGCGUGUUAUUUAAAACUGGACACCAUGAUGGCAGGAGCAGCGAGCAGCUCCACUCAGCUCGGCGCAGAUCCUCCCUGUAACCCGUGAAAACGUCGCUUCUGUGGACAAACUCGAGCUCCGACUGAUUCUUCGUUUGUUCGUCCUGCCCGUCGAGCUGCAGAUGUCGCUCCCAGUGGUGCUGCCGGGCUCCUGCUGUCCGGUUAUCGGGACUUCGCAGCUCGCCGAGCCGCCUUACCGUAACCGACCCCGCGGCUUGUCCGCCUCCUCCCGCGUCGCCGCCGCCGGCGGCUCUCGGCUGCUGCUGCCCGGGCGGCCGCUGCUCUCGCUGGGCUUGCUGCAGCUGCUGCUCGGCGGCUCCAUGGUGGCGCUGUGCUUCGGAGCCCUGUCCCUCAGCAACUCUCCCCCCAUCCGAAACUCCUGUCCCUUCUGGGCUGGCUCCUCGGUCAUCCUGUCAGGCAUCGUAGGCCUCACCACAUGGAGAAGGCCCAUGCUGCUGCUGGUCAAUGUGUUUGUCCUGCUGUCUGUGGUGUGUGUGCUCCUAAAUCUGGCUGGAUUCAUCCUGUGCUGCCAGGGAGCCCAGCUUGUUUCCAGUAUGACCAGCUGCCAACUGAGCGAGGCUGGAGAUGUGUGUUACUGCUGCUCCCUCUCCCCUGCCUCCAAAUGUCCUGAGGAGAAGCUGCUGGAGCUCCACCCCGCUCACUCCUGCAACACCAUGAGGAUCCUGCUCAAGAAAGUAUUGUUUGCGCUGUGUGCCCUGAACGCUCUGACCACAGCUGUGUGCCUGAUGGCAGCUGCACUGAGAUACCUGCAGAUCUUCACCACAAGAACCCCCUGCACAGACGAGCACAGGGCCACAGUUGAAGAAAGAGAGGAGCCCGCUCUCGUCCCAGACCCGGAUGAGUUUGUGGCCCCGGCCCCUCCCCCCUCCUCAGCAGCAGGUGUGUUCCAAUCAUACACACCACGUCUGGCUCGCAGGAUCCUUGGGGACAGUGUGAUCCCUCUGCCUCAUAUCUACGGGGCCCGGAUCAAAGGGGUGGAGGUCUUCUGUCCAUUGGACCCUCCACCUCCAUAUGAAGCUGUUGCUGGGAGCUCCACCAAUGCAGUCACACAGGAGACAGAGGUGGCUCUGACGGAGCUGAGGGCCGACCCGGCUGCCUCUCCACCAGGAGCCUCUGUUCCGGACAGGAGUCCUCAUGUGGGAUCGGCAACAUCUGGCGUCCUUCCGCAGGCCAAGCCCACGCUCCAGCCUCCUCCUCCUCCUCCACCUCCACCGCCUCCUCCUCCUCCUCCUCAGCAGCAGCAGGUGUCUCCGGCGCUGACCUCCCGCAGGAAAGCGAGGAUGCACCGCUCCAACAGUGACCCUGUCUUGAUGGACCUCGCUGUCAAAGUGCUGCACAGCAGCGACGCUCCCCUCGCUGCCUCUCCUCAGACCACAGACUCUUCCACCCAGACCUCCCAGCCCACACUGGCUGCGGCCUGCGCGCAGGGCCAGGUCACACUGCGACGGGGCAACAACGAGAGCAGGACGCCCCGCCGGCCCCGGCCCUCCUCCAUGGUGGACUACCAGAGCUACCGACACACACAGCAGCUGGUCAGGAAAAUCCUGGAGCAGCCGGCGGCACAGGGCCUGGCCCCGGAGGUCCAGGAGCUGGUGGACAGCAUACGGAAUGUCCUGCAGUCAGAUCAGGAGCACAUGGAGGAGGCUGUACGCUGCGCGAGUUAUAUAGAACAGGCGUUCACUGAGUCAGAGGUAGGUCCCAGUCAACCUAAACCUCCCCAGCAGCCAGCAGGCAGAUCCUCCCAGACUUUCCCUCGCCCACCCAGGAGAAGGCCUGGUCUGCUGCACCUGCAGAGCUGCGGGGACCUCAGCUCCUUUACCUGUGCUGCACUCGAGUCUGCAGAUCAUCGAGGAAGCAGUAGAAAAGUAGGGUCGAGAGGGGGCUCCAGAGUGGGUUCAAGGGCAGGGUCAAGGACAGGGUCCCGCCCAGAUCAUCCUGAACGCCCCCACAGUCUGAUCGGAGUGUUUAGAGAGACGGUGCUUUGAGGGGAUGACAACACAGCUGGAGGCUGCCGAUCUGUGGCUAAAAACUGUGAGAGAACACUUUUGAACGAUUGGAAACAAACCACUAAAGACGAUCUGUGCGUGUGUGUGGGUGUGUGUGCAGGUUUGAAUGUAUGAGUUUAGUUUUUUGUUGUUUUUUUUUCCACUUUUUCCUUUCGCUCAUACUGUUUUUGUGACAAUGUAUUUUUAAAAUAUGAAAAAUAUGGACAUGGUGUAUUGAAACACACAAAGAUUUGUAUGCUUUGAGGUUUUAACAUUGUCCUAUGUUUGCAUUUGUUCCAGCCUGCUCAAUACAGCCGUACAAGACAACAA